Molecule: messenger RNA, 2354 nt
Organism: Cydia amplana
Lineage: Eukaryota; Metazoa; Arthropoda; Insecta; Lepidoptera; Tortricidae
Gene: bif
Product: serine/arginine repetitive matrix protein 1-like
Exons: 7
Coding region: 351-2354 (667 amino acids)
Biological process (GO): chemotaxis; neuronal signal transduction
Cellular component (GO): rough endoplasmic reticulum membrane; nuclear membrane
Molecular function (GO): microtubule binding
Source: RefSeq, a predicted model, not a curated record
CGCUGUAGUGGGACUGUCCGGUUAGAUUUUCUCAUCGGCCGACAUUUAAAGCCAAUUAACUAGUAACGGAUAACUGUUUACUACGUAUUCAUGUUUGAUAUAAAUGUAUAUAGUGAAUUGAGACGGGAUUAUAGGUUUCUGUAACUGUGCGCGGCGUUAAAUCGAUUCUAGUGACUGUGGUUGCACCCGGUUAGAGUGCGUGUUGUGUUACAGUCUUUUGGACGCAUUUUUUUGCUUUCCUCUAGCGCUGGUACUUUCGUUUUCGCUAGAUGACACCUAGGUAAGGCGAUCGCUGUACUUCUGGAGAAUCGAUGGGAAUUUAAAAGCCGCGUAGCCGGGGCCGUGUCAAGAUGAUGGUGGAGACCAUUUUGGACUCCUCGCAGGACUUUGGCAUGUCCAACGGGGUGCUGCCACAAUGGAAGCGCGAGCUCCUCCAGCGGCGCGCGGCGCGCGCCCGCCCCGCGCCGCCCUCCGCCCCCGCACCCCCGCCCGCGCCUCCACCGGAAGAAGACGAGGAGCUCCGCUACGGGCCUGGCAUCGUCAAGCGACUCAAAUCCCGAUACCUGUCGCUUGCGCUCAGAGACGCCCCGAGGCGCAGACCAUCAGUACUUAGGCGAGCUGCCUCCCUCGAGCAUUUGUUAGAUGAACGUCCCCCGCCCGCGCCCCGCCCGCAGCGACAGCGCCCCGUGUCGCUAGCACCCGCUUGCCCCGCCGCGAUACCGCCGCGUCGCGAUUCGGUUAAACGCGCCCGCUCAGUUGACGCUCUGAGCCGCUUGGAGCGCGAGGAACCGCCUCCGUCCCCGCCUCCGCCACCGCCUAUCGCUCCGCGUCCGCCGGCUGUGCGGAACGCGCGCCCGCCGCGCCGCCCCGCUCCUUUACUACGCGAAACCGAACGCCCUCCGCCCGAUGUCGUCAAAUCUACACUCAGGAAGUUCGAAUCCGCCCCGACUCGGCGAACAGCCCCCGCGGCGCGGGUGUCGGCUGUAUUGCGGGGCUUCACGAUUUCCACUUCAGAGCCAAAUGACCGCUCGCCUAGCCCGAUUACUGACGUGUCAAUUAUCGAGGACCCAGAGAGCCCUCAAGAGACUAAAACGGUCUCUAGAGCCGCUUUAGACGGGAUAGCACAAGCCGGUUCAACAGUCAGGUAUUCUUUCGAGGCUCCCAAGCGCGGAUCGCAUUUACCCUUAGUGUCCGCUUCAAAUCCAGUGCUGCUAGGUCGAGCGAGGCUGUCGCCUUCUCCUCGCCGCGUUGGCGUCAUCAGACCCAUGCCAGCGCCGACGCUCGAGCGCUCCGUCUCCACUCCCGCCCCUCUGCCAGAAGACAUUGACAAAAUAGAAGUUCCCCGCAUCGUGACUCCUCCACCUUCACCCAUAGUGGAACCUGAAACGCCUAAAGAGAAGAAAGAAACGCCCUCAGCCUUGAUCGAGCCUAUACCUCGCUCUCCGCCCGAAGAAAUAAAAGAAGUCAUAAGCUUUACGCCCCCCCGCGUGAUUACCCCGGAGCCUAAAAUCGAAGAGAUCGAAAUCAAAACCCCUGAGCUCAAGACUCCCGAGCUGAACGGUCACGUAGAAAGGAAAACCCUUAAGACGUGGAAGAGUUUGGACGUGGAGAAAAAGGAGCCAAAGGAGAAUGGAGACGUGAAGUCCUGGAUAAGGGGGGGUAGUCCCGCGGCCGCGAGGAGGGGGCGGGUGCCGCCGCCCGCCGCCACCUCGGUGGUCUUCAACUUCUCUGGGAGGAAGGAGGUGCCGGAUUACAUUGAGAACGAUGGAAUCAUUCUUCGGAAUAAGCGGGACAAGAUUAAGGCGUCCGACCCAGGCGUGGUGGUGCUCCGCCCCGAAGCCCUGACCCGCGACUCGGACUCGGACGAGACCGACGACUGCGGCCCCCCGUCCCCGCUCGCCGUGCGUUUCAUCAACGACAACGUGUUGAUCAACGGCCGCUCGUCCAUGCCAGGCAAGGUCGACCGCUGCCGCGCCGCCCGGCUCAAAAUACAGUUCGAUGACUCGCUGACGCGCACGUUCGAGUACCCGUCCGAGACGUCGCUGUGCGAGGACUCGCCGCCGCCGCCCCAGCCCGCCCACCAGGCCGCCCUGGCCUCCAACACGCAUAUAGCGUCCGCGUCCCUGUCCCGCUACACGCCGCACAAGACGCUGUCGGACGCUUUCCAGCUCGGCGUCACGAGGCACGAGCGGGAAGAAGAGCAUACAGUGAACGCAGAACGCACGGAGCCCACGGACUCUGAGGACGCGCGGCCGUGCGCCGCAGACUGCGCGCGCACGUGGAGCGAGUCGCGCACACACGCCACCGACCUGCUGUUCUGUGAGUACACCAUAGUGGACCCUGUGUCCAUGUGA